AUGAAUAAGAAGAGUGCAGCAUUUAAAGAACUUUCUGUAAACAACAAAAAUAACCUGAAGAAAAAGGAUGUUUUAUUACCUUUCUUCCCACCAUCUUCAGGAGGUUUUACAGUAUCUCUCCCACCAGAGUCAGAUGACGAAGAUCUGAUGUCAGAGAACAUGCCUGAGGGAAAGUCUAAUUAUGAGCAGAACGAUUACAGACAACAGGACAAGCAGGCAGCAGAACAUACCUUGUGCAACCAAUAUGAGGAAAAGAUCCGGCCCCGCAUUGAUCUUGUCGACAGCCUAAGAGCUCUUGGAAUAGAAAAAGACCUGGCUUUGCCUGCAAUUGCAGUAAUUGGAGACCAGAGCUCUGGGAAAAGCUCUGUCCUAGAAGCCCUGUCUGGUAUUGCUCUUCCUAGAGGCAAUGGUAUCGUUACUCGAUGUCCCUUGGAACUGAAACUGAAAAGAGUAAGUGCCACCCAGAAAUGGAAAGGGAAACUUCAUUACCGAAACAAGAGCGUAUUGCUCCACGAUGCCUCUGAGGUGGAGCAAGCAAUAAGAGAAGCCCAGGAUGUUGUGGCUGGAACUAGAGGUGCCAUUAGUGGAGAGCUAAUUUCCCUAGAAAUUCAGUCUCCAGAUGUCCCAGAUCUGACACUAAUUGAUCUUCCUGGAAUUGCCAGAGUGGCAGUGGGGGAUCAGCCAAAAGACAUUGGGGCACAGAUCAAAAUGCUACUAAGAAGAAGUAUUGACUGCAAAGAGACACUCAAUUUGGUAGUAGUGCCAUGUAAUGUGGAUAUUGCAACGACAGAAGCACUGAAAAUGGCUCAAGAGGUAGACCCCAGUGGAGAAAGGACACUAGGGAUCCUCACAAAACCCGACCUAGUGGACAGAGGAACUGAAGAGACUGUCAUCGACAUAAUGAACAACAGGGCCAUCCCACUGAAAAAAGGCUACAUGAUUGUGAAGUGUCGUGGGCAACAGGACAUCCAAAACAACCUGGCCUUGUCUGAUGCAAUCGAGCAGGAGAAGAAAUUCUUUGAGACUCACAAACAUUUCAGCAUUCUUAUGAAAGAAGGAAAGGCUACUAUCCCUCAUCUGGCAGAAAGGCUCACAGAUGAACUUGUGGGACAUAUUACUAAAACUUUGCCAACACUAAAGAAACAAAUACGUGAAGUACGCAGAAAAACAAUACAGGAUCUACAAAAGUAUGGAAAAGGCACACCUGAAACAGAGUCUGAGAAGAUAAUGUUCCUCACAGAUCUGAUCAAACUCUUUAAUCAAGACAUCUGUCAGACAAUGCAUGGAGAGGAACAGGUGUUUGAAAAUGAAGUCAGACUGUAUGCAAAAAUCCGUAGAGAGUUCCAAACAUGGGAAGUGACUCUCCUAGAGUGUGCUGAAAAGGUUAAAAGAACAGUACCAAGUAAAGUGUGGAAAUAUGAAGACCAGUAUCGUGGACGGGAGUUUCCAGGCUUUAUCAAUUACAAGACAUUUGAAGACAUUAUAAAAGAGCAAAUCAUAGAACUGGAGGAGCCGGCCGUUGAGAUACUGAACCACGUGAUCCAACUGGUUGAAGAUAAAUUCAUGGAACUCACUAAAAGGCAUUUCAUUGAUUUCCACAAUCUACAUGAAGUAGUUAUGAACAAAAUUGAAGAGAUUAGAGAGAAACAAGCCGAGGUGGCUGAAAGAUAUAUCCGGACCCAGUUUAAAAUGGAAAGAAUUGUAUACUGCCAGGAUGAACAUUACAUUAAUGAUUUAAACUUUGCUAAGGCUGAAAACGCUUUCAAAGAUGGCAAUGGGAAAGCCGGUCGCGUUGGAUCUGUUUCAAAUCAAGACCCCUCCUUUGUCCAGGAAAUGGUUUGUCAUACAAAGGCCUAUUUCAAUGGAGCAAGUAAACGCCUCUCCAAUCAGAUACCACUCAUCAUCCUGUCUUCUGCCUUUCAUGAUUUUGGGGAUAACUUACAGAUCUCAAUGUUGCAUCUUUUGCAAGAGAAAGACAAGUUAAGCCAUCUCCUUCAGGAGGACAGUGAAGCUGCUAAACAAAGGAAAUACCUCAGUGAACGAGUUACUCGACUCACCAAAGCCUGCCAGCACCUGAGAGAAUUCACUUGGGUUAUUGCAUUGGUGGGUAAGGGAAGCACAGCUGACAUUGCCCACCUGGACUCGUCCAAAGCAUUUGACACUGUCCUGCGUGACAUCCUGGUCUCUAAAUUGGAGACCUAG
Molecule: messenger RNA, 2202 nt
Organism: Colius striatus (speckled mousebird)
Lineage: Eukaryota; Metazoa; Chordata; Aves; Coliiformes; Coliidae
Product: interferon-induced GTP-binding protein Mx
Exons: 14
Coding region: 1-2202 (733 amino acids)
Biological process (GO): defense response to virus
Cellular component (GO): nucleus; cytoplasm; microtubule
Molecular function (GO): GTPase activity; microtubule binding; GTP binding
Source: RefSeq, a predicted model, not a curated record